This is a messenger RNA of Bactrocera latifrons, 6229 nucleotides long. RefSeq names its product nephrin (gene sns). Gene Ontology annotation, biological process: cell-cell adhesion. Gene Ontology annotation, cellular component: cell-cell junction. The coding region runs from base 668 to 5254 and encodes 1528 amino acids. The record is from RefSeq and is a predicted model, not a curated record. NCBI's taxonomy places the organism in Eukaryota, Metazoa, Arthropoda, Insecta, Diptera, Tephritidae. The transcript has 23 exons. Gene Ontology annotation, molecular function: cell adhesion molecule binding.
CGGAAUCGACGUUGUAAAUUUCUUCAUGUGAGCGGCCUGUGUAAAUAAACUAAAAAACUUAUAUGUGUGCAUAUUACAUAUAUGUAUGUAGUUACAUACAUAUGCUUCUCUUUUGGAUACAACGGAUGUGUGUGGGCAUUUUAAUUGCCUUGCUCGCCAUCUCAGCAUUUGGAGAACAGUAGCUGUUAUAUCCGUAAAAUAUUUGUACCAAUGAUGAUUAUAAAAAUAGUACGAAUCCGUUUCCCAAACCAAUUCGAAGAUCUCGAAAAUCACAUAAAUAUACUAAUGCAUAUCCUUUUGUGAAUACAUAUGCGAAAAAUAAGGUUCGUGAAAAUAAUAAUGUUUAAUAUACAUUAUGUAGUUGAAUGACGUACAUACAUAAGUAUAAAGGAUAAUUUUGCAUAAAGUGAAGAAGCAUAAUAAUAAAUACUAAAGAUUAAAAAAGUGAAAUUAUGCAUUUACAUGUACAUAAGCAUGUACUUAGUAUAUUAAUCUAUAUAGUGCCGAAAUACGGGAUUGUAAUAAAAAAUUAUAGUGGAAAUUAAUGUAAACAUUAUUAAUUAAAAUUAAUUUAAAAAGUACAUACAUGAAAGUGGCAUAUAAAAGGAUUAAUAUGAAAGCCCUAUGCAAAUAAUGUAACCAUAGUAAACUCAACUAUAAAUUCAAAAUGUUACCACAACUUCUACCGGAAAAACGGGAAGAUAGCAAGACUGAAAAUUCAUUCACAAGAGGAAAUAUAAAAGACGCCAGCAGCAAAUGGCGGCUUUGGUGUCCAUUCCAUCUAUACACUGCGCUUAGCUGGCUAAGUUUGCGAACUUCUCGCCUUACGAAUCGCCGUAUUAUGCCCAAUGUAUAUUUGUUAAUUCUGCUGUUAAUGGUGUUACCCCCACCGAUACUGGCUCAGCAACAGAAGUUCAGAGUAACCCCAUAUGAUCUACAAGUAUUAGAAGGUGCGGAAGCUAUGAUGCGCUGCGAAGUAUCUAAUAAAGCAGGCGCUGUGCAAUGGACAAAAGACGGGUUUGCACUAGGGUUCUCAGCUGUUAUUCCUGGGUUUCCACGUUAUUCGGUGCUGGGUGAUCGAAAUCAAGGUGUAUAUAAUCUACGAAUAUCGAAUGCGUCUAUUACUGACGAUGCGGAGUAUCAGUGCCAAGUGGGACCAGCACGUCUUCACUCAGCCAUACGAGCAAAUGCAAAGUUAACAGUCAUAGCACCACCUGGCUAUAUUGAAAUACAAGGCUAUACUCAGAAUUCGAAAGUAGAGGUAAGGGAAAAUCAAGAUUUAUCAUUGAACUGUGUUGUUGGAAAUGCAAAGCCAGCCGCACAAAUCAUCUGGUUUCGUGGGAACGUGGAAUAUAAAGAAGGUCGUGUUGAUAAAAUUGAAGAGACUUCCCCAAAACGCUACACUACAAAAUCGACAUUAAAUAUAAAACCAAGUGCAGAUGAUGAUUUUAUGGAAUAUACCUGUCAAGCGAAGCAUAAAGCGUUGCCUCCGGAUAUGCCGUUGCGGUCGACCGUUCAGCUUUCCGUUCUCUAUCCACCAGGCCCUCCAUAUAUCGAGGGUUAUACUCAAGGCGAGAUUCUGCGAAGGGGUCAAACAGUAGAGUUGGUGUGUCGGAGUAGAGGCGGAAAUCCACCAGCGCAAUUAAUUUGGUAUAAGAAUGGUUCUCAAAUCCGAAUGGCUUACAGGACUGCCGGACGAUUGUCUGAAAAUAUCUACACCUUUACAGCAGAAGCGAGCGAUAAUAAUGCACGUUUUCGUUGCGAAGCCAGUAACGUAAUGUCACAGAAUCCUUUGAAAGCAGAAAUAGACAUAACUGUACUUUUUGCUCCGACACAUGUAUCUAUUGCGGGACCUUCUGAAGCGCGUGUGGGGGACGUGGUAUCACUAACAUGUACAACUGCACCGUCCAAUCCACCAGCGGAAAUAAAAUGGAUGGUCGGCGGGCGUCAAAUUCGAAAUGCCACUUCAAAGACAAACGUCAGCUCUGAAGGUGGAUGGGUUACUGUUUCCAACAUAACUACAACUGUUGAACCCAAUAAAAGAUCUCUUGUAGUAAUUUGUCAUGGACUCAACAUGCAGUUAACAGAGAACGUUGUCUCAACACAUACAGUAAAUAUUUUGUAUCCCCCUUCUUCUCCCAUAAUUUCUGGCUAUAUGGAAGGACAAAUUAUACCGGCCGGUUCUGUGCAAAAACUGCUUUGUGUCUCUUCAGGUGGAAACCCCUUAGCUACCCUCACUUGGUACAAGAACGAUAAGAGAGUUAACUCCGUGAUACGCACAGCUGAUAAGUCUGUCUCUGCUGAGAUAACGAUUUUAGCGAAUGUAACUGAUAACCAAGCGCAAUAUCGCUGCGAGGCAUCCAAUAGUGCUACAGAGAUUCCUCUUUUCGAAAGCACUAUUUUAAGCGUUCAUUUUGCGCCCGAAAUUGUUAAAAUUCGUGUUGAACCUGAAGUUUUAAAACCUGGUAUGGAAGCUGCAAUAAUUUGUGAUUCGAGUUCAAGCAAUCCUCCAGCAAAACUCACUUGGUGGAAGGAUGGUAUUCCAAUCGAUGGGAUAAAUAAUUCGUCCAAACCAGGAUUAUGGGGAGGCACGGUCUCGACUCUGGAAUUCAAAGUGAACGUUUCUCAGGAAAUGAAUGGUGUGGUUUAUACAUGUCAGAGUGCCAACGAAGCAUUACAACGCAGUGUACACGAAGCAGUUAACUUAAACAUAUUAUAUCCACCAGUGUUUUUACCACCACCAUCAUCAACUGCUGUAGGAGUUGAAGGAGAAUCUCUACAAGUAUCCCUUAGCGCUACAGCUAAUCCAGCGACAGUUUUGUAUAGUUGGACAAAGGAUGGAUUACCAGUACCUUCAACUUCUAUUAUCAAUGGUCGUGCAGAGCAUCGUAUUUACGCAGACGGAGCUAAUCUUAACUUCACAAAACUGAAUCGAAAUGACGCUGGAAUUUAUGUAUGUGAAGCCAGUAAUUCAGAAGGCUCUGCAAAGCUCAAUAUUACUAUUGUAGUAGAAUAUGGUACUACCAUUACAGCUAUAUCAGAAAAUGUUGUAGUAAAUCCUGGCGAAGAUGCGAUGCUAUCAUGUACAGUAGAAGGGAAACCAUUAACCGAGGAGCACAUUAAAUGGGAGAGAGUUGCUUAUGAUAUGACAGUGAAAACUACGACUUCGUUUGUGAAUAAUACUUCAUAUCUUCACAUAAAAGACUCACGGCGGGAGGAUGUUGGUAACUUUCGCUGUAUUGCAGACAAUCGUGUUGCUAAUCCCACAAAUCGCGAUGUUCUUCUAAUUGUCAAAUUUCCACCCGAAAUCGAUAAAUCGCCAACAUUAUUACGUGCAGCAAGUGGAACUGGAGAACGUGGACGUUUGCCUUGUCGAGCCCAAGCUGCUCCAAAACCAAAAUUCACCUGGCGUCAGGAAGGAAAGGAUUUGCAAAUGAAUCAUACAUAUAAGUAUGAAGUUGAUGAAAAGAAAAUCGAUUCACUAACCUAUGAAUCUACGUUGAUAAUUGAAAAAGUCGCUCCAGCUGAUUACGGAGUUUAUGAAUGUGUCGCAACGAAUGAACUAGGCCAAACUACGGAAUUAAUUCGAUUGGAUAUCACCUCCCAGCCAGAUAUGCCACUUAGUUUGAACAUAUUGAAUAUUACACAUGAUAGCGUUUCUUUAGCAUGGACACCGGGAUUUGACGGAGGAUUGAAAGCUUCCUACAGAGUUCGAUACAGAGAGGCGAACCGAGAACAAUACAAAUAUAUCGACAGCUUACCAAAUAGCCACAAGUUGACCAUCAGUGGGUUAAAAACCAACACACUGUACUUAUUUUCGGUGAUGGCAUUCAAUGAUUUGGGAAACAGUAAAUAUUUACCCGAUUUACAACGUGCACAAACCAAAGAAGCUCCACCACCUUCGCAACCAGCCUCAUCGUUAGGAGGUCCACCGACGACUACCUCAACACCAUUGGGAGGAACUUCUGGUUUACUUCUUUUAGUAGGCGUCGUUUCAGGUGUCACGGUAGUUUUAUUAAAUGUUUUCAUUAUCGGAUGUUGCCUGCACAAACGAAACCAAAAACGACUUAAGCGAGGAUUGGAAAUAUCAACUGAAGAAUUAACUGAAGAUUCAAGUACUCCCAGCCUUGUUAUAUUGGGAAUAUCAAUGUCAGCGUUUGGAUUUUUGAUAGUCAAUGCUGCUUUAGUCGCUUGGUUCUUUGUUCACAAUCGACGCAAGAAAGCUGAGAAUGAUAACCAGCCAGGCAAAACAGCAACAAUCGAAAUGUAUGCUCCAAGUUCCUACAACGAUACAGUUACCGGUGAAACAUUAUCAAGUGUUUCCGAAAAGAGUGAAUCAUACUCAAAUGAUGGCAGUCAGAUUGAAUAUACAGAUGAGGCACGAAAAAAGGCAGCUUCGACAUAUUUGGUAGAAAGCAGCGAUAUGCCACCUCCUCGUUAUCAGAAAGAUGGUACUAUGCCGAUAGUCUAUCCAAGUAACAUAGUCAAUGCUCGAACAUUACCACAUCCUCGGCACCACAGUAAUGUCACAAAUAUAUUAGAUCACCGAGCACACGAUGAUCAAAUCCUUAUUAACAAAGGCGUCUACAUUCCGUCCCCUUCGCCAGCGCCGCCACCUGAUGGUUCAUAUUAUAAUAUGAAUAGUGACAGAUAUCUUUCAUAUCCGCCUAUGGAUUAUCCUCCUCAACUAGAUUUUGCAUCGCCUCCAUUACCAAUGGCACAUCUUCAACCGAUUACGCAGGCAUCUAUAAUAAGUAGUAAUGCCAUGAUUGGCAGUGGAAGCGGCACCCUUCGUAGAGGAAUUAUGCGUGGAGUUGUGGGAAUGCCGCCUCCCGAUGUUACUCAACUAACGAAUACUAGUUUGACUGGUGCUAGCAACAUCCAAUUGCUUCACGAACUGCAUCCAAUAAAUAUUUCAAAUAAUUCAUGCUCCACACAAACCACAAGCAUUACAGGUAACGGGAGUAUGAUGUCAACGAUUCCAAGCAGCACCUCCAAACAGCCUCAAAGUAUACUUAAGGAUCCAAAUAGGUGUAAACCACAGCAACAGAUAUUAAGUGCGAAUCUAGUUGGUGUGGGUGUACCAACUGCUUCAGGUAGUCUUCAAAUUCUCAAUAUUCCCACAUCUGCCGGUAUUAGUGGUAACCUUUUGAUGACCGCAAGCGGGACAUAUGAUCCGGCAAACCUUAGCACUUUCAAUGCUGCUACUGGUACAACAUUGGCAUACACCGAUGCCGAUGGACAUUUAGUAUAGCUGUAGGAGCGCACGGGAUUACCGAUGGAAAAUACGGUAGCCGUAAUUGUUGACCCUUCGGCUCCCUCUGUUGUCAGGUCCAACACUACACGUUACUGACAAAGAAAUACUCGUACAAUUGCACAGGUCAAAGUGAGAAAAUAUUGCAGAAAAUAGAAUAAUUAGGCAAGAGAAAAAGAUACUGAGUUUAACAAUAAGAUUAGAUUUAAGUUCAUUUAAUACAAAUAGCCUAAAUUAGUACUUACCAACGUAAAAGACCUGAUGCUGGAAAGGUUGCAUUACAAUAAUUAUAAGUAUAUAACAAGUACCCAACCAAAUAUCAUCACCAUUGAGUGAACUUCCCAAUAGCCAUAAACAAUUACGUGCAGACACCAUAGAAAAUUAUACGGUUUGCUGAAGGGGCUCACUUAUGAAUUAUUAUCCAUUUAGUUCUUGUGAGAAUAGCAUUACGUAAACAGAAAUUGAUAAUCGUUCUUUAUACUCUCACAAUAUGUUACACUGAGUGUAUUUGAUUACCAAACGGUUAUUUGUAAAUAAUCUAGAGAGAGUCGAUUUAAAUUCAGGACGUUCGUCUAUCCGUGCAAGCGAUAACUUGAGUGAAAAUGGAGAAAAUUGCAGAUUAGCAAAUUCGGAGCACUGUCAGCCUACAAAGUGCCUUUAAACGAUAUAAUAUAAAGUUCUGUAAUUAAGUUAUAAAUGAAGCUAUAUACCAGGUUGUUAAAUAAUUUUGUCGUUUGAUAAGAAAAACACAAUUUUAUUAAUCAAAAUACACCUUAUUAUUCAGUAUAAUAUCCCUGAACAUUAAUACACCUGCUUUGACGAUCCUCCAACCUGUGGUUCCCAUCCCUGAUGUGAGAAUCCGGAAGGUUUGCAAAAUACGCCUCAACAGCCGUUAUGACCUCUUCAUUUGAUGAAAAACGCUUGCCACGUAUACAUUUGUUGAGUUAUGGAAAUAAAUGGAAGUCGGGGCUAAAU